GAGGUAUUACACGAAUAAGAAUAUCUUUAUUCCGAAGGUCCACAAGUUAAAGGAAGUGCUUGUCAAGAGCCGCACCUUAACCUCAUUCCAUCACUCUCUCAGCUCACUAUAACUUUCACGUCAACUCAUCUUCACCAACACUCCAUAUACACAUAUUCCGAGAUUGGAUAUCACUUCGCACCACAUCAAAAUGUUAGACAGACCACCAAUCCGCAUCGGCAACGUCUCCGGCGCAACAGGCGACCAUCCCCACGCCAUGUCCCGCAUGGUCCGCUCCGGCAACGUGAACGUCAUCACAGGAGACUGGCUCUCCGAGAUGAACAUUGCCUGGAACGCAAUCACCAAGCAAGAAGUUGAUCCCAACCUAGGCUACGAAAAUGGCUUUUAUGAACAACUUGACGAGUGUCUUGAUGAUAUCAUGCAGCGCGACAUACGUGUUGUAACUAACGCGGGGGCGUUGAACACUGAUGCAUUGUAUGAUAAGGUCAGAGCGCUCUGUGAGAAGAGGGGAUAUGGGGAUUGUGUUGUUGCAAAGGUGCUGGGGGAUGAUGUUUCGGAUGUUGUUAUGGAUAGGGAGAGGAGGAGGGAUGUGCAGAUUACGCAUUUGGAUCAUCCGGAGCAGACUCUUGAUUCUUGGGGUUUUACGCCGUGCUGUGCGACUGCUUAUAUUGGAUGUUGGGGUAUUAUUCAAGCUCUUCGCUCGGGUGCGCGUAUCGUUAUCUGCGGUCGAUGUACUGAUGCUUCUCCUGUUAUGGGUGCUGCGGCAUGGUAUCACGGCUGGCGAGAGGAUCAGUAUGAGGAGUUGGCUGGUUCGCUUCUGGCUGCUCAUCUCAUUGAGUGCGGCCCUUAUGUCGUUGGCGCGAACUUCUCAGGUUUCAAGGACUUUCUACCUGAACUUGUGGAUAUUGCAUUCCCUAUUGCAGAGAUUGAUCCAAGAGGACGAUGUACCAUUGGAAGAACAGCAGAAGGUGGAGGAAGGGUCACAAAAGAGACAGUUACCGCACAGUUACUCUAUGAACUUCAAGGUCAUCUAUAUCUGAAUCCCGAUGUCGUCGCAGAUCUCUCUGGAGUACGAGUCGAACAAGAGUCAGAAAACCGCGUUUCCGUCUCAGGAAUAAAAGGCCUCCCUCCCCCGCCAACAGCAAAAGUCAUGAUCGCUGCCAAAGGCGGCUUCCAAGCUGAGGCAACCUUCUACAUCAACGGUCUCGACGUCUUCGAAAAAGCAGCCAUGCUGAAAGCUCAACUAGCCCACAUGUUCAAAGACUCAAACUUCAGCCGUUUGAGUAUCGAGCUCUACGGCACUCCAGCUGAGAACCCAACGUCUCAACAAGCAGGCACUGUAUCACUCCGUGUCUUUGCCCAAGCUCGCCGAAAAGAAGACAUUGACGCGCCUAAGUUCAAGGUACCAAUUUACGCUCUCCGCAUGCAGAGUUACCCGGGAUAUCAUAUGAAUCUUGACUUUAGAACUAUGGUUCCCAAGCCGUUUAUGGAGAUGUUUCCUGCGCUUAUGCCUGUUUCUGCGAUUGAUCAUCGUGUUGAGAUGAGUACAGGUGCUUCACAUCGCAUUGAACCACCGCAGAAAACAGCCAAGUAUCCUAUUGUACGGCCGUCGACGGAAACGCAUGGGCCGGUUGAUAUGCUUACUUUUGGACCGACGGAGUGGGCGCCGCUGGGAAGUGUUGUACAUGCGAGAUCAGGGGAUAAGGGUGAUAAUUCGAAUGUUGGGUUCUUUGUUAGGAAUGAUGAUGAGUAUGCUUGGUUGAGGAACCUAUUGACUGUUUCGAAGUUGAAGCAGUUGUUUGGGGAUGAUUGGUUCAAGGGGAAUCCUGACAGGAGGGUUGAGAGGGUUGAGUUCCCUGGUAUCAACGCUGUGCACUUUCGGGUAUUGGAUAACUUGAACGGAGGCAUUGCGUCUUCAGAUCGAAUUGAUGGUCUUGGGAAGGGAAUUGGCGAGUAUUUGAGGAGUCGAUAUGUCGAUGUGCCAAAGGCAUUUCUUGAAAGGGGGCGUAUCUAGUCAUCAUUCAAAAAUAGAUGUGAGCACUUACAUUACUUAGGGACUCGAUGUACAGUGUUAUUCGAAGCCUGAUGUUCUCACG
Messenger RNA from Fusarium redolens, 2096 nucleotides. RefSeq lists its product as uncharacterized. The record is from RefSeq and is a predicted model, not a curated record. NCBI's taxonomy places the organism in Eukaryota, Fungi, Ascomycota, Sordariomycetes, Hypocreales, Nectriaceae. Bases 191 to 2014 code for a protein of 607 amino acids. The transcript has 2 exons.